Messenger RNA from Dreissena polymorpha, 2833 nucleotides. RefSeq names its product E3 ubiquitin-protein ligase DCST1-like. NCBI's taxonomy places the organism in Eukaryota, Metazoa, Mollusca, Bivalvia, Myida, Dreissenidae. The record is from RefSeq and is a predicted model, not a curated record. The coding region runs from base 113 to 2215 and encodes 700 amino acids. The transcript has 6 exons. Gene Ontology annotation, cellular component: membrane.
AAAUUAAAUCUGCUUGAUUAUGAUCAUGAAACGGAAUACGUUGGGCCAUUGGCAAUAACAAACAUUUUACAGAUGCAAAUACAUGGAUAGGAGAAUAGGUUAGAUAUAUAUCAUGCAAAACCCGAUGUACGAAGCAGCCCAAGCCGACAAUGACGUCAUAUGCACGACCAAAGACCUCAAACUCAGAGAGGCUGUGUCCGAAAAAAAGCAAGCUGCGGGUAUCCGUAACGUUCGGUUUAACAACCCAGUGAGCGUAGGAACGCACGGCGACGUCACUGAGUGGGAUGCAUCCAGAAAGAAUGGAAACUUAGGCCUGUAUAACCGUCUUAAAGAGGAAACGCAUAUGCUGUUCCACACUGGACGAGAUGAAAAUCCGAAAAUAAAAGCAGCUUUUGGAAUACUUUCCGGACUAUUAACGGGACUAAUAUUUCUGGUAAUUCUUCGGUUCACUUUCGACUAUACAUAUUUACAAGCAGGAAUCAUCACUGUAGUCUACACGGUGAUCGUUUGCAUCGGUCUCGCGUUGUCCUCCCUCUGCCGAUGCAUCAUGGCCAUUCUUGUACCGAACUUUUUCACGGGUAAAGGACGGGCCAUUCUAUUGUCGAUUAUCUUUGGAGUGAUGCUAUCAGGACCAAUCGCGAAUAUCUCCCACAAUUUUAAGGAGAGUGGAAACAGUUUGGCAUGCAGCGUUGAUUUGAUCAAAGACCAGCUUCUCGUUUUGCAAAGAAAACUAGACAAACCUGUUAAAGAUAUUAUUCUAAAUGUCAACAAAAAGAAAGAAGCAUUAGAAAAGACCGUAUUCGCUGCACAUCGUUCAAUAACGGAAGCACAAAGCACUCUCAAGGAAAUUAGCCAAACACUCGCUACAGCCGGUCCAACGCUCGAAGCCCUGUACCAGGAAUGUCAGAAGCCAUUUAACGAUUUUUACAGAACUUGCACGUCCAAGUGCCCAUUAGGGCCUAUGUGUCUUUGUAACGAGGCCAAAGAUAUAUCUGCUGGGUUAUGUGACAACGUUAGAAAAGCCUCCGAUUAUUUCGUGACUACAGCUGCAACCAAAACCAUGGUAGCUUUGGACGACGCUCUGAAGUUGUUUACCGCAGACGUGGACAUGAAAGUGUUCGCGAAAGGUGGCGCCAAUUCGUCUAAAACAUCCAAGAAGAUUCAAGAAGAGAUAAACAAGGAAGUGGACGAGAAAGUGAAUGUGCUUCAAAUGAUAUCCUUUGUUACAACGAAAGUGCUGUCUUUGUCAUUGUUGAUUAUUUUCAUUCAGUCGUUUCUCUAUAUAAAGUCGUAUUUAGCAAAGGAUGGAUAUGACAACGUUUACAUAACGAAAGGUUUCAGAUCGUUUGACGAAGAGCAAGAAAGAUUGGGUCAGACUUCUCUACUUCCGCUUAAGAAGGGCGAACAGACCAAGUAUGUCGACACGAGAUCAUGGAAACUGAAUAACUUUGAGCUAACAUAUUGUACUACAGGAUUAGCGCAAGUGUUCCUUCACUUCAUAUUUUGCGUCACCGUCGUCUUGUUCGACUACGUCCUUUUCUAUAUUCUGAACCUUGUACGCAUUCACGGCUCGCUAGAGCUCGGCAUUCAAGGUCAAGGGACGCUUAAGAUAAUCGUUCAUGGAGACGGUCCAGUGAAAGAUUUCUACGAAUUUCUUUUCCAAGGUCUUGACAUCAAUGAAGGUUUUUCAUCUAAUUUGCACCUCGGUCGGUGUUUACCUUCUCCUAACAAACCGUACGAUUCGAAUAUUCCCGUGUUUCUAGUCCUGUAUCUGGUCGCUAUUGGCGUGGUAUGUCUCAGAGGGUACGGGAUGCGUCUGCGGAGAAAGAUUUCGGCUUAUUAUUAUCCUGAACAAGAAAAGGCCAGGAUUACAUUUCUUCACAAGACAAUCCGAAAUCGUCGCGCUGGAGUUCAGCGCUUCUUACGCCAGCAAGUCAGGUCAACUCACAAAGAAUGCACGAUUAAGGAACAACUGCGUAUUUCAACGUGGUUAAGAUCCAAUUGCCAGUGCCUCGAUAAGGUCCUUCCAAAUAGGAACCAGCGUAAGUGCACGAGCUGUGGACAAACGGGCAAGGAAAGUGGUUCAACAAUAAUUAACUGCGCUGAUGAAACGACGGGAAAGACCUGCAAGGCGAUGUAUUGUGGAGACUGCAAGGCGGCUUUAGCGGGAGUGUGUCCGCUGUGUUGCGACAAUGACGUCGUACUGAGAGACUGAAUUAUGCAACUUACUGGUACUAAUCUAUGUUCCUGAUGAAAAUAUUUUAAUGAAAAAACACACACUCUAUCCGCUUGUACUAAUAUACUAUUCUAAAUCACGGGCUUUUUUGGAAUAAAUACGUUGACAAAUACUUCUGUGAUUAUGCCAUUAUAGUUUACCUAUAACAGAUCGUAUUAAACAUUCCAUGUAAGCAUCAUAUAGGGAUAUAGCACUUAGACGAAAUGACGAUGAGAGCAAAGCAAGGUCUGUAUGGACAUAGGGACACGCUGUGCAAAUAAGCGUUCUGUAUGUCUGUACUUUGCUGUGUACGCCAUUUCCACUGUCGACCACUGGUUUAAAAAAUGUAGCAACCACUCAAUAAUAAUAUAAUGCUUUAAUUAUUCAACAUAAGCUUUUAUAUUCAUAAUGGUUUUUGGUUAUAUAGUGUUAUCUUAAAAGCGAUUUGUGAAGUUCGCCUUUACCUGAGUUAUUAAAAAAGACACGAACUGUAAAGGCACUGGUCAGCUUUAAAAUUACAAUCAGGUUUAAACAAAAUAAAACUCUAAUAAAAUUCGGAAUUCAGAUAUAAAAUAUACUAUCAAUGCCAUAGAAUACUAUUAAAACAAUGCUAGUGUC